Molecule: messenger RNA, 2094 nt
Organism: Acanthochromis polyacanthus (spiny chromis)
Lineage: Eukaryota; Metazoa; Chordata; Actinopteri; Pomacentridae
Gene: pgrmc1
Product: progesterone receptor membrane component 1
Exons: 3
Coding region: 40-585 (181 amino acids)
Cellular component (GO): endomembrane system; membrane
Source: RefSeq, a predicted model, not a curated record
CGACACACUGACACGGCCUGGUCAGACAGAGAGACGAACAUGGCCGAAGUGGACGGAAGCGAGCUGACUUCGGGAGGAAUCUUCCAGGAGAUCUUCACCUCUCCGCUCAACCUGACGCUGCUCAGCCUCUGCCUCUUCCUGCUCUACAAGAUCUUCCGCGGGGACAAACCUCCGGAGUUCGACGAGGCGGAGAAGCCGCUGCCCAAGCUGAAGAAGAGGGACUUCACCGUGGCCGAGCUGAAGCCCUACGACGGACUGCAGAACCCGCGGAUCCUCAUGGCCGUUAACGGCAAAGUGUUCGACGUGACGCGGGGGAAGAAGUUCUACGGACCAGAGGGACCUUAUGGAGUGUUUGCGGGCAGAGACGCGUCCAGAGGUUUGGCUACCUUCUGUCUGGAGAAAGAGGCUCUGAAAGACGAACCCGACGACCUGUCGGACCUGAACGCCAUGCAGCAGGAGAGUCUGUCUGAGUGGGAGGCUCAGUUCACCUUUAAGUACGAUUACGUCGGCAAACUCCUGAAGCCCGGAGAGGAGCCCAGCGAGUACACCGACGACGACGAGGCAAAGGACAAGAAGACGGACUAGAAAAGGAAAAAGCAACUCUGAAGGGGAGAAAUUAAGAAAUGCCUUAAUGUUUGUAAUUUGAUUCCUGUUGCCUCCUUCUAGGACGAUUCAGAGAAAACGCUUUCGGACCAAUCCUGGAUUUUAUACGUCGACUGAAGUCCGUUUAUUUCUGCAGACGGCAUUAACAGCUGAUGUAGAGCUGGGUAGUUUGGUAGAGUUUAGGUGUUAAAAACCAGCCGUGGCUGCAUUUCCGAUCCUCUUCUUAUCUCUGCUGUUGUUUUUUUUUGUGAUGCCGCCUGAAAAAAUAACAGAAAUAACAUUAAUCUUUCAUCUGAGGACCUCAGGCGUCGCUUUUCAUUUCAUAAAAAUAUAUCAAAGUUCUGCGGCUAGAAGCAAAUUUAAAGGAAAGUUCUGGUAUUUUUUUGUGUGAAAACAUCUACGACAGCCGCUUCAACUACAGUCCAGAGGAGUCAUUCCUACAUUUUAGGUUCAACAUUUCUAAAGCUUUUCAAAAUAAAAGCUGUUUUUAAAACCAGAAUUUACUUUAAAGAGGAGAGUGAAUGCAGUCGAACACGGAUGAGCCGAAGUGAAGUUUUUUUUAGAAAUAAACACAGCUACAGAUCUGCUUUAACUGCUUCUUUGUGCCGAAAUGCAUUUAAUUUCCAUCAAACAGCCAAAUGUUUGAUUCCUUUUUUCCACAAACUGCACAGAUGUUUGUGACAUUCCCACACAUCAGUUUGUUCUGACUGUAACGUUCACGGUGACAAUCCAGAUGUUUGCUUUGUUUUCUUUUAUCUCAACCGUCUCCUCUAAUCUCAUUGAAAUACAGUCAAUAAAACAUAACCCAGUUCAGUCAUCAGUACAUUUUUAGUGCGAUCUACGGUUUCAGCUUCACAAAUUUAAGGAUUUUCUUUGCAAUUUCUUUUGGGUUUUCGACUGCAGGUCAGACAAAAUAAGUAAUGUGCGAUGAUUCUGUGACAAAACAAACAGAAAAAGUGCUAAAAUGUGGUGUUUUUAAUGUUGAUUGCUGGAGGAAAGUGUUCAAGUACAAAACAUGGCUUUGUAUUUAAACACUGAUGCUGCUGGCAAACCGCCGUUUUAAAGAUGAAAACACAAGAAAUCAUAUUUAAUUUCCCCAUUCAGGUGAUGAUUGUUUACAUUCUCAUUAACACUAAUUGAUGGCACUAAUCAGCAGCAAACUAACGGUUAAUCUCUGGUUUUCCAACUCAAAUCACCACAUUUUCCUGCGUAAAUAAAACGAUGAACGUUAAGCUUUUCUUCUUAAAUUUGUCCCAUCCUGCAGAAACACGUUAAUUUAUAAUCCAGAAGGUUAAAUGUAAGGAGGUGGUGUUUUUCCGACUGUUGAAAAAUACGUUCCACUAAUGUUUUUCAUUUUCCGUCACCUCUGUAACUUUCCAUAUGAACAGAUUGAACGUUUUCAGUAUGUUUGUACAUAAUCCUCAUAAUACUGUCAUACUGGUGUAAUCCUCAAAUGAUAUUUUGAUUUAAUAAAAAAUACGACAAAAUGAA